Molecule: messenger RNA, 1983 nt
Organism: Caenorhabditis bovis
Lineage: Eukaryota; Metazoa; Nematoda; Chromadorea; Rhabditida; Rhabditidae
Source: the annotation of a GenBank genome assembly
AUGGCCAAACUGGCCCUCGAUUUUUUAUUUUUGCGACGGUUUGGACUCCUUCUCAAAAUUCUAUUUCCCGUACAUCGGCACGCAUCAACGACAUGGAUUGCUUUAUUUGUUGUGAUCUCAACGUUUAUCGACCAAAUAAUGACAUAUCUCGUGGGAAUUCAGCCUAGUCUUUUCUAUGUUGCGCUUGGUAACAAAGAUCUUUCCAGCUUUAAGUUCUUAUGUGCAAAAGGAACUUUACUAAUAAUUGGGAAAGCAUUUACGCUAGCACUUACUAAAUUUUUGACCACUUUUCUAUCAAUUAAAUGUCGCGAGAUUUGCAAUUUGACGUUGCACCGUCUUUACUUCAAACGCCAAGCGUUUUUCAAACUGAACUGCUCUACAGACAACUUGGACAACCCAGAUCAGCGUCUGACGCAGGAUAUUGAAAAAACGACGAGAAUCCUAUGUAUCGACCUUCUCGCUCCAGUCUUGACCGCGCCAUUCAUUAUUGGAUAUUAUACAUGGCUCACUUAUGAUAGUGCUGGCUGGGUAGGUCCCGCAGCUAUCUACGGCUACUUCACGAUUCAAACAGUCGCCAACAAAUUCUUGCUCACUCCAAUUGUCGGACUUGUCAAUGAGCAAGAAAAAAAAGAAGGAAAUUUUCGGCAAAGACAUAUGGAAGUUCGAGCAAAUGUCGAAGCCAUUGCAUUUUAUCGCUCAGGCGUUCUCGAAAAUGUGAUGGCCAACCAAAAGCUCAGACUUCUCGUCGCAAUUCAGAAGAAACUGACAGAAUGGAGAUUCGCUUUAGGAUUUGUUACCAACAUUUUCGACUAUUUUGGAGGAAUUGUCUCGUACUUGAUCAUUGGGUUUCCAAUUUUCUUAACACAUCAAUACGAUGAUAUUAGCGGUUCUGAAUUGAACGCCAUCGUGUCGAGGAAUUCCUUCUACAAUCUAUACCUGAUCUAUAGCUUCUCGACAGUUCUCAAAUUAGCAGGCGACUUCGGGGAACUUGCUGGAGUCACACAUCGUGUCAUUGAGCUGCACGAGGAGCUCAAUCGUCUUCAUAUAGACUGUUUGGAGACUGAUCGACCGCCAUCCACUGUUCCAUCAUCGGUUGUCGUCAUCGCCGCCGAUGAUGAAGAUAAGAGUCGAAUGCAGACAAUUGAGGAGAUUCAUGGAAAACAGCUCUCGUUAGAGCGUGAUGAACAAGAGGAAGAAGAAGCCCAAUAUCUUCUAGGCGGAAAAUCGAAAGAUGAAGACGAAUGGCCAGAUGAUGGUGUUGCGAUUACUGUAGAUUCUGCUACAUUGUCGCCACCCACUGAUCACAGUCACAUUAUUGUGCAAUUACUAUCCUUACAAAUCAUCCAAGGACAGACAUUGCUCAUUACGGGCGAUAGUGGCUGCGGUAAAUCUUCGCUUCUACGAAUGCUUGCAGGUCUCUGGAAUUGCUCAUCAGGAAAAGUGGACUGUCAUUGGCGGCGUCGAUCGCAGAACUUAUUCUUCAUUGCGCAAAAACCAUAUUUCCCAUCUGGUGGCGUUACACUUCGCCAACAACUCGUUUACCCUAUUAAGGCUUUGCCGGUCGAAAAAGAAGUAGCUCGUUUGAGAAACAUCCUUGCAUGGGUACAUUUGGAGUAUUUGAUCGAGCGUUGCGGAGGAUUCGAUGCGCCAGUGGAUUGGGAUUGGAUGAAGAUGCUGUCGCCAGGAGAGUUGCAGCGACUAUCGCUGGCUCGUGUAUUCUACACCCAUCCGAGAAUCGCGUUUCUUGAUGAAUCGACAAGUGCAAUUGGAUUUGAGCAUGAGAUGAGUAUCUACAAAAAGUUGCAAGAGGAGAAAAUCACCUAUGUAACCGUUGGUCAUCGCUAUUCACUCAAGCAGUUCCAUGAUAUGGAAUUGAGAAUGAAGGGACGCGGUGGUGAAUGGACUCUCCAUGACAUCGAUACGGCAUCGAUUGCUAGUAGAACGGCUAGCUUCCUGGGAACAGACACCGUUCUUUCUAUGUAA